GCUUUGACACCGCAAUCCCCCGCAAUCCCCAAUGAGCGCCUGUGUAGACUGUCCGGCUUUUAAGCGGCAGAAUGCCAGUAGUUCUCAUCAUCAGUCGUCCCUUACCAAAUGAACAGACCAGAUCGGCGCUAGUUUUCUUCUCUCAUUUCGGCCGACUAAAUUUUCCCGUAAUAUUACAUUUCCCUCAAAUUUCCGCCUCCGGCGAAGCCGCAUUCGCGGUUCCGAGAACGGUCUGAGGGAAUCAGAAACCCUAACCCUAAGUCACUUGUCUGAUGAAAUGGGAGAUGGAGAUGGAACAGAUCGAAGCAGUCCUGGAGAGAAUCUGGGACCUCCAUGACAAGAUUAGCGACGCCAUCCAUGCGAUCUCCAGAGCUCACUUCCUGAAAUCCAUCAAGAAUCUCGCCCGACCUCAGGAGAAGAACCAUCCACCGGAUGGAGACUUGGGCGACGGAAGCGAUGAAAGAAGUUGUGGUUACGUUUUCGUUAAGGGUUUCCGGCCGGAUGAGGACGCCGCCCUGGCUGAGGCAAGGAGCCUCAACGCCAUCAGGUCUGCACUAGAGAACCUCGAGGAUCAGAUCGAGUUCUUCCACACCAUACAAUCACAGCAACAAGCAGAACGAGAUGCUGCGAUAGCUCGGCUGGAGCAGAGCCGCAUUAUUCUGGCGAUGAGACUUUCUGAACACCAGGGUGAAAAACACAAGGUAAUUGAAGAAGCCCAAGCGUUUGUUUCAGAUGUGCAGGAAGCCAGUCAAUUCAUAGCUCCAGAGAAUCUCUUUGCAGAACCGCUAAGUCGACCCGGAGAAGAUGCCGGCACUGAAAAAGAUUGCAAACCACAUGCUUUCAUGGAGAUGUUGAUCUCUAGCCUUGCAUUUGCCAAAUCCUCACUAAGCUUGGAUAGGUUUGGCGGUGUGUUAGGAAACGCAGCUCUUUUUGCUGUGAGUAUGCUGGCCUUUCUGCAGAUGCGACAGGCAGCCAUCAAACAAGAAGCCCCAGCUUUAUCAAACCGGAGUUCUUACAAGAGCAAGAGUGAGAGAAUGGAUUAUUCAUCGCAGUCAGAUGUGUUGCAGUAUUUUGAUGUAUAUUCGGCAAGAGGCUAACUGCACAGUGGAGGUAAGCCACUUUUCUUUGUACAUGUUUUGGUAGUGACUGGACUAUAAUGUGUCCUGGUAGUUGGUUUUUCUUUUUUUCUCAGUUCUAUUUCAGUGCAAAAGGAAUUACUAGUGAUGUUUUGAUUAGAAUAGAUGAGGUAUUCUUUGUGUAAACUUUGUCAACCUGAACACUUCUGUUAUUGCAAAAAUGAUUCUAUUAAGCAUAUCCA
Messenger RNA from Dendrobium catenatum, 1318 nucleotides. RefSeq names its product plastid division protein PDV1. The coding region runs from base 273 to 1097 and encodes 274 amino acids. The transcript is spliced from 2 exons. Gene Ontology annotation, biological process: chloroplast fission. The record is from RefSeq and is a predicted model, not a curated record. NCBI's taxonomy places the organism in Eukaryota, Viridiplantae, Streptophyta, Magnoliopsida, Asparagales, Orchidaceae.